AGCUGCUGCCAGGUUUGCGCGGCUCUGAUUGUGACGCAACUUUAACUUUAGACAUCCGGUCGCGACUGGGUCUUCAUUCUCAAAUUCGGGCAUGGCAGGUCGACCGCCAGAAUAAACGGUCAGCGCUCAGCGCCGUUGCCAGGAUCUCCCAAGAGGCGACAGCACUUUCGGACGCGCUUCUCUGCGCAAGUCUUUCACUCGUUUCCUUUUCAUCCCUGCGGAACUGCGCCUGGGGCACACCGAGACAACGUCAAGCGCAUAGGGGACGAUGAGAUGGAAUAAGGGCCACAUCUACAUUUGAAUCUGCCUGACUUCGACCGCCACUGCGAGGACACGAAAAUAUGACCGUCCGUGUCGUCCCGCCAUUUGCAAGGCUCGAUGAAGAUGACGAUUACGUUCAGUGGGAAGAUAUCCCGGAUGAGCCACCGCGUCAGGGGAUGGUUCGGCGCGUGUCUUCCCACGGUGGCUUCACAACAUGGGUCGAUGCGCGACAAGUGAAAAGACACAGGCGACCAGCAUGGAUGCUGAAGAGAGGUGAUCGUCCAGGCCGGGAACUGGAUCACCUCCGUACUGCUACUCCUGUCAUACCCAAAGCGGUGGGGUUCAGGCCAUAUGGCGGGGACCCCUAUGCCAGAUGGCGACACCUUAUAAAAACUGCGCCUCAUAUUAUGCCUGAUCAUCACCAUACAAUCACCCUAGAGGAGCUAAAUGAGCAACCCCAGGGCGCGCCCACCGAUUUAGAGCAGCAGCUUUCAGCUGUCCAGCCCAAGAGACACAACUGGUUCUUCGUCAACCCCUUACCCCAACUCAUCUUCCGGCUUCUCGUGCUAGGCAGCACUAUUUCAUCGCUAGCUAUGGCUACGGUGCUUUACAGGACACAUUGGUGGUGGAGGUCGACAGAUUCCUAUGAAUUAGCUCAGAGGAGCCAGGUCAUUCUCUCCAUCACAGUCGACUCCUUGUCAAUCCCUUACGUAUUCUACAUGACUUUCGACGAUGUAUUCCGGCCGCCUCUUGGGCUGAGGCGUCCCAUCAUCAAGGUCUCUCUCACCCUCCUGGAUGUACUGUUCAUCAUCCUUAAGGCUGCCAGCACUGCGCUGGCGUUCCAGGCGUUGGAAACAAGUACCCCGACAUUGAAUCAGGCGCUGGUCAGGGCGCUAGCUGCCUGCCUCUUCACAGGAUUGGUGUUUUGGGUUGUGAAUUUUACUAUCAGUCUCUUACGAAUCAUUGAACGACUAGGAGGAAUGGAGAAAGGGAGAAAGAUCCCAUCACCUCAGAAGAAUGGGAAGCGAAAAGGUUAUGUUGUCAACGGCAAGAAUUUUGUCCAGGCAAUAAAGAAGAGGGGCUGAAAUAUUCCCAAUGUACACUUGAUGAAAUGAAUUCGUAGUCUUUAGUAUAUAAGUAAUGUCAUAUAGUUAUUGCCGCU
This is a messenger RNA of Truncatella angustata, 1423 nucleotides long. RefSeq lists its product as uncharacterized. The transcript has a single exon. Gene Ontology annotation, biological process: positive regulation of catalytic activity. Gene Ontology annotation, cellular component: cell periphery; fungal-type vacuole. Bases 342 to 1346 code for a protein of 334 amino acids. The record is from RefSeq and is a predicted model, not a curated record. Lineage: Eukaryota; Fungi; Ascomycota; Sordariomycetes; Amphisphaeriales; Sporocadaceae.